Molecule: messenger RNA, 973 nt
Organism: Spinacia oleracea (spinach)
Lineage: Eukaryota; Viridiplantae; Streptophyta; Magnoliopsida; Caryophyllales; Amaranthaceae
Product: actin-depolymerizing factor 10
Exons: 3
Coding region: 238-657 (139 amino acids)
Biological process (GO): actin filament depolymerization
Cellular component (GO): actin cytoskeleton
Molecular function (GO): actin binding
Source: RefSeq, a predicted model, not a curated record
ACAACAUGCACAUUUUCUUGAGACAAACAGCAUUGUAAUAAAUAUUUCAUUUUUCUAAUCUCAUUUCCUACAGCCUUAAAAGUCUCUCCUCCAUCCAAACCUUGAAAAAAAAACUCAACUUUGGUUUUCCUCAUAUUGUAUUUUUCUCAUAUUCAUCAAGAAAAAACUUAAUUCUCGUCAUUUCUUUUGCUUUAAUUUUGUUAGGGGGUUGCCGUUCGUCGUCGCUCGGUUUUCAACAUGGCGAACGCAAAAUCAGGAAUGGCGGUAGAUGAUGAAUGCAAAUUGAAGUUUUUGGAGUUGAAAUCGAAAAGAAAUCAUCGGUUUAUAGUGUAUAAGAUAGAGGAGAAGAUGCAACAAGUGAUGGUAGAGAAGAUUGGGAACCCAAAUGAAACUUAUGAAGAUUUCACCAAUUCUUUGCCUGAGAACGAGUGCCGUUAUGCUGUUUAUGAUUAUGAUUUCACAACAAAUGACAAUUGCCAAAAGAGCAAGAUCUUCUUCAUUGCAUGGUCACCGGACACGUCAAGAGUGAGGAGUAAGAUGUUGUACGCAAGCUCAAAGGACAGAUUCAAGAGGGAGUUGGAUGGUAUUCAGGUUGAAUUGCAAGCUACAGAUCCAAGUGAGAUGACUUUUGACAUUAUCAAAGGGAGAGUUAACUAAAUCAGGAUUGCAAUGCUGAAUAUGCGCAGUAUUUUUCGAGUUCUCGAUACAAAUUCAUAAACCUACUGCUCCUGUAGAUCGAUGCCCCUGCUUCAAACAUACAGAGGAGAUUGGAAAACUACCAACUAACUGUGUAGUUUCUCUCCAAUGUUUUUCUUUUCAGGAUUUUGACCUUUUAAUUCUACUGUUGAUUUGUAUUUAAGCAUUUUAAUUGUUCCUUCAUUUUCUAUUGAAAUUGUUUUCCGUUGAAAAAAACGGAGUUUUAAAUUAAACAUGUAGAACAAAUUUUUAAUUUAGUAGUAUUCUUUUUCUUCAA